Messenger RNA from Lontra canadensis (Northern American river otter), 1590 nucleotides. RefSeq names its product protein phosphatase 2 regulatory subunit Bdelta (gene PPP2R2D). Gene Ontology annotation, biological process: peptidyl-serine dephosphorylation. NCBI's taxonomy places the organism in Eukaryota, Metazoa, Chordata, Mammalia, Carnivora, Mustelidae. The coding region runs from base 74 to 1435 and encodes 453 amino acids. The transcript has 10 exons. The record is from RefSeq and is a predicted model, not a curated record. Gene Ontology annotation, molecular function: protein phosphatase regulator activity; protein binding. Gene Ontology annotation, cellular component: cytosol; protein phosphatase type 2A complex.
AGUAGCUCGGCGGCCGCCUCCUUCGUGCGCCGCCGCCUCGGCGCCCGCCCGCCCGCCCGCCCGCCGGCCGGCCAUGGCAGGGGCCGGAGGCGGCGGCUGCCCCGCGGGCGGCAGCGACUUGCAGUGGUGCUUCUCGCAGGUCAAGGGGGCCGUCGACGAGGACGUGGCGGAAGCUGACAUCAUCUCAACUGUUGAAUUCAAUUACUCUGGAGAUCUUCUCGCGACGGGAGACAAGGGCGGCAGAGUUGUUAUUUUUCAGCGGGAACAAGAGAACAAAAGCCGCCCGCACUCCAGGGGAGAGUAUAACGUUUACAGCACCUUUCAGAGUCACGAACCAGAGUUUGACUAUUUGAAAAGUCUAGAAAUUGAGGAAAAAAUUAAUAAAAUUAGGUGGCUACCACAACAGAAUGCUGCUCAUUUUCUACUCUCUACAAAUGAUAAAACUAUUAAAUUAUGGAAAAUAAGUGAACGGGACAAAAGAGCAGAAGGUUAUAACUUGAAAGAUGAAGAUGGACGGCUUCGAGACCCAUUUCGAAUUACAGCACUGCGGGUUCCAAUAUUGAAGCCCAUGGAUCUUAUGGUAGAAGCAAGUCCACGACGAAUUUUUGCAAAUGCUCACACUUAUCAUAUAAAUUCCAUUUCGGUAAAUAGUGAUCAUGAAACGUAUCUUUCUGCAGAUGACCUGAGAAUUAAUCUAUGGCAUUUAGAAAUCACAGACAGAAGCUUUAACAUCGUGGACAUCAAGCCCGUGAACAUGGAGGAGCUGACGGAGGUCAUCACCGCGGCCGAGUUCCACCCGCUGCAGUGCAACGUGUUCGUGUACAGCAGCAGCAAAGGGACCAUCCGACUGUGCGACAUGCGCUCCUCGGCCCUGUGUGACAGACACUCCAAGUUUUUUGAAGAGCCUGAAGACCCCAGCAGUAGGUCCUUCUUCUCAGAAAUCAUCUCCUCCAUCUCCGACGUCAAGUUCAGCCACAGCGGUCGGUACAUGAUGACCCGGGACUACCUGUCAGUGAAGGUGUGGGACCUCAACAUGGAGAGCCGGCCCGUGGAGACCCACCAGGUGCACGAGUAUCUGCGAAGCAAGCUUUGUUCUCUGUACGAAAACGACUGCAUCUUCGACAAGUUCGAGUGCUGCUGGAGCGGAUCAGACAGCGCGAUCAUGACGGGGUCCUACAACAACUUCUUCAGGAUGUUCGACCGGAACACGCGGAGGGACGUCACGCUGGAAGCUUCCCGGGAGAACAGUAAGCCUCGGGCCAGCUUAAAGCCUCGGAAAGUGUGCACAGGCGGUAAGAGAAAGAAGGACGAGAUCAGCGUGGACAGCCUGGACUUCAACAAGAAGAUCCUGCACACGGCCUGGCACCCGGCGGAGAACGUCAUCGCCGUGGCCGCCACCAACAACCUGUACAUCUUCCAGGACAAGGUCAACUAAGGAAGCCAGCGCGCGGACUGAGCCCGGCCGUCCUCUCAGAGGAGGGGCGCUGUCCUCCCCGUGAGGGGCACGCGGUGCUGCCCGCUCCCCUUCGCAGACGGGACGGGCGGCCUCCACCUGCAGCAAGCCGGGCGCGGGCCGCUGCUCCGCGGAGC